AUGUACACCGAACUAAAAGCGCGACUAGUCGCACUUAAGGAAAAUAAAGAUGUCAAGGCUGCGCAGGAGCGUCGCGCCGCUGACCCGGGCGUAAUUUUGAACAAGCAGCAGCUGGCUGCCAUGGACCAGCUGAACGCCGUGAAGCUGCAGCUGACAACCAUUAAGAAGCUUAUGGACACGAAGCCUGACGUGCAGGCGGUCGACGGUCCACCGGCGAAGCGGGCCCGUGUCGCCCUUGAGGAUUUCAAAUGUGACUUCGGCGCCAGCGAGGGCAAAGCGAACAAGUCUCUCAGCGGACAGCGCGCGCAUAUCGAGAAAUGCUACAAUGCGAACAUCGAGGCCAUGGAGACUGCCAUCACCGACGGCAAGGCCGUGUUCCGGGGGGUCGCGAAGGAGCUGGUCGUUGCAUACAACCACGGCUGGGAGGUCGUGCAUGAGAUGCGUGGCAUGGCGUACGCGGAGACGGAGGAGGAGCGCAAGGCGCUGAAGCAGGCCGUGAAGGCGGUGGCGGGCAAGAAGCCCAAGCAGGCCAAACCCGCGAGCGUGCCGGCCGGCUCUGGCGCGGGGGCCGGGGUGAAGCAGGCAGCGGCGGCGGGUGUCUGUUUCAAGUGCAAUAAGCCUGGGCACUUCGCCAAAGAGUGCAAGGAGAAGUAACGGGGUGUAGUGUGGUGCGGGUGUGAGAGGUAAUUCGCAGCUCGUGGGCCCGGGAAGGUCAUGGUGGUUUGGAGCCGACGCGGGUG
Volvox carteri f. nagariensis is the source of this 740-nucleotide messenger RNA. RefSeq lists its product as uncharacterized. Gene Ontology annotation, molecular function: zinc ion binding; nucleic acid binding. The record is from RefSeq and is a predicted model, not a curated record. Lineage: Eukaryota; Viridiplantae; Chlorophyta; Chlorophyceae; Chlamydomonadales; Volvocaceae. The coding region runs from base 1 to 654 and encodes 217 amino acids. The transcript is spliced from 2 exons.